AUGACCGGCUUCCCUCACCCAACGCCCGUAUUCUAUGGUACAUAUGUCGCAGUGUUUGACCUUGGACUUGAAGACGAUAACCUCAUCGACUUUGGACUUGAGGACAAGCACCAAGCCUACAGGUGCGUUCCGGUCAUUCUCAUGGAACAUGUCUUCUCAAUGGAAAAUCUAUGUACCCGUCAUGACACUACGCAUGAGCUCGUCCCCCGCAACCUGCGCCCCAUCUUUCACUAUGAUGCUAAAGGUAGUCCGGUCACCCUCUCCCUUCACAAGCAGAACAGAAAGGAGUUCAUGGGACAAGUGCUCGAUGGCUUGGUCAAGAUGUUGCGCGUGGGCUUGGAGUUCGGGGCCAUUGAGGCCCGCCAGAUUAUGAUUACCAUCAAAAAUGGCCAACACGACCUGGAGCCUUCGUCGUACUGCUACGAGACGAAGAACGAUGAUGAGGCGAGAGAGGCCGAAUGGGCCCGUGACUCCGAAGGGGUUCGCAUUAGGGAUGACAACGGUCGGCUUCGCCACAAGACCGAGGUCGAGUAUGAUGAAUGGCUCGUGGAGACUUUCGGCCUGUUUGAGGAGGGGAGAUACUCAGUCUAUAAGACUCUAUACCUGAUACAAGAGGCAGAGGAGAGGGCGAGGGAGGCAGAGGUGAAGGAGGCAUUCACGGUGGAGAAGGCGUUACGGGACUGGUUGAGGGACCCCGAGAAGGAAGCCGAGGAGGCAGCAGAGUGGGCCGUUGUGAAGGAGACAUAA
Molecule: messenger RNA, 747 nt
Organism: Colletotrichum gloeosporioides
Lineage: Eukaryota; Fungi; Ascomycota; Sordariomycetes; Glomerellales; Glomerellaceae
Exons: 2
Coding region: 1-747 (248 amino acids)
Source: RefSeq, a predicted model, not a curated record